This is a messenger RNA of Nasonia vitripennis (jewel wasp), 453 nucleotides long. RefSeq lists its product as uncharacterized. The coding region runs from base 104 to 409 and encodes 101 amino acids. The transcript has 2 exons. NCBI's taxonomy places the organism in Eukaryota, Metazoa, Arthropoda, Insecta, Hymenoptera, Pteromalidae. The record is from RefSeq and is a predicted model, not a curated record.
GCUAUAUGAACGCACGGACAACAACGAGGAGUACAUUCGAGAAAUCGAAGCGAACAACGAACCUUCUACAAAGAGACCAAGGCUCACCUAACUUCAUAAUAAAAUGGAUCUAUCUGCACUCAACAAGAUUGCUGAGCGAGAGUUCUUGCCAAAGAAAAGAGCAACAGACAUGGAAAAAGAUCAUCAGUAUAUGGUGACAGCACUGAAAGAGGUCAAGACAAGGUUCGGUACGAAGAUUGUUGCUGAACUUGAUGACAGCUUUCAAGUUUUCUUGCCAGAGAAGAUUUCAUCGGCUAUUCUGAAAGAUGAAGCGUUUUUCAAUUCACUCUGCAACAGUGCAAAUAAACUUUGUUUAUUUUUAAAAUAUCUGGGUGGAUCUUCUUUUAAGUUCGAUUCUAGUACUCAAUAAGAAUGAAUAAAUCACAAAUUGAUUUUACAAAGAUAUAUUUUUUA